Messenger RNA from Anopheles coluzzii, 1307 nucleotides. RefSeq names its product probable chitinase 10. The record is from RefSeq and is a predicted model, not a curated record. Gene Ontology annotation, biological process: carbohydrate metabolic process; chitin catabolic process. Gene Ontology annotation, cellular component: extracellular region. The coding region runs from base 1 to 1230 and encodes 409 amino acids. Gene Ontology annotation, molecular function: chitinase activity; chitin binding. The transcript is spliced from 5 exons. Lineage: Eukaryota; Metazoa; Arthropoda; Insecta; Diptera; Culicidae.
AUGACGUCAAACGAUUUCCGCAUCAAAACCUGUUCCAGCACAUCGGAUUCUGGCGAUGUAUUUAAAUCAGUGGUCGGCAAAUGUUCAGCUCUGAAACUGUCCAGUGCACAGAGUAAGAAGUUUGUAUGCAGCUACUCUCCAACAAAAGCUACCCAGAUCGGUUACCAACCUGAUUACAUUCCGUUGGAGAUUUGUCCGUAUGUGAUCUUCAAAGCGUUCAGCUUCCCAACCAUCGUUGGGCGGCAGAUGCUGUUCAAUGAUAACGAUAAGAUAGCAUUUAGCAGUGUAGUUUCAAGUGUAAGAAAACGUUCCAAUACAGCUCGCGUUGUGGCAUCCAUUGAUGGAUCCGCUCGAGACUUUACCAGAGCAUCCAGCGCGACCGUACGCAGAAAAGCAUUCGCACAAGCCGCGGUGACGUUGCUGCUCGAGCUGGAUGCAGAUGGGAUUGAGCUGAACUGGAAGGAACCAGGCAGCACUCAUGCAGGACGUGGUAGUGCAAAUGAUCGCAUCACGAUGGUGCAACUACUGCAAGAUCUUCAACAGGCAGUGAAGGCAGCCAGCAAGAGCAGAAAUCGUAACCGAGAACUAUGGUUCCGAGGAUCGCUGCAUACGAACGUGAUGGAAGAAGCGUACAACAUGUUCGAUGUGUGUGAGCUGGUCGAUCAUGUCACACUGGAUCCCAGCACGACCGAUUAUUUGGAAAAUUCACACGCUCCGUUGUACGAUAGACCAAGUAUGUUAAACACAGGAAAUGGCUAUAACACAACGACACAGUACUGGAUUGACGAGGGAUGCACGGCAAAGAAGCUGCUGCUUGGAAUCGGUUUACACGGCAUCAGCAGAGUCUACUCCCCCAGUUUAAUACGGUAUGUUCGCGGCAGAAUCAAUUUAUUAGACCAUGUUGGUACCCAUCUAGAGCAACGUGAGCUCUGCAAAACGAUACGGGCAGCAGGAUGGACCUAUGGAUGGGAUGAGUAUGGUGCCAUGCCAUACGUGACCAGAGCGCUACCGGAUGAAAAAGCAGAGCGCAUCAGCUACGAAGACUUGAACUCGCUGCGACUCAAGAUGGAUAUGGUGGAGCAGAAGCGAUUCGGUGGCAUUUACAUCGAUUAUGUGCACUCGGACGACAUCUAUGGUAGUUGUGGCCAACCGUACUCCCUAACGGCGUAUCUGUCGAGUCGAAUUCGCUCCAUUCCGUCUGAAAUUGGAUUUGCCAUCGAGUGGAACUGAUAAGUACCAACUUUUUGAGUCAAACGGAAAAAUGUGAAAUGGUUGAAGACUGAAUGUGCUUUUGAACAUUAUUGUUC